AUGAGUGGAAGAGGUAAGACCGGUGGAAAGGCCCGCGCAAAGGCGAAGACUCGAUCCUCCAGAGCUGGACUGCAGUUCCCCGUCGGUCGUGUUCACAGGCAUCUCCGCAAAGGUAAUUAUGGUAAGCGCGUUGGUGCCGGUGCUCCGGUUUAUUUGGCCGCUGUACUUGAGUAUCUCACCGCUGAGAUCCUGGAGCUGGCUGGGAAUGCGGCUCGGGAUAACAAGAAGACCCGUAUCAUCCCCCGUCACCUGCAACUGGCGGUCCGCAACGACGAGGAACUCAACAAGCUUCUGGGCGGCGUGACCAUCGCUCAGGGCGGCGUGCUACCCAACAUCCAGGCCGUGCUACUGCCCAAGAAGACCGAGAAACCAGUCAAGACCAAGUAAACCAAGCGACGUUU
Molecule: messenger RNA, 401 nt
Organism: Carassius carassius (crucian carp)
Lineage: Eukaryota; Metazoa; Chordata; Actinopteri; Cypriniformes; Cyprinidae
Product: histone H2A-like
Exons: 1
Coding region: 1-387 (128 amino acids)
Cellular component (GO): nucleosome
Molecular function (GO): protein heterodimerization activity; DNA binding; structural constituent of chromatin
Source: RefSeq, a predicted model, not a curated record